This is a messenger RNA of Phyllotreta striolata, 528 nucleotides long. Lineage: Eukaryota; Metazoa; Arthropoda; Insecta; Coleoptera; Chrysomelidae. The record is from the annotation of a GenBank genome assembly.
AUGGAACUUUGGAAAAGCUUUAUGGUGGUUUUAUUGGCCGUGUAUACGGUAUCAUGUGAAACCCCUAAUUCAACGCAAGAAAACUUCAAUUUCACAACGAUAGAACUCGCCGAGAAUUCCACGGAAAAAUCGGCGGAUAAUCUGCAUUACACUGUAGUAGACAAUUGGAAUAGAACACAAAAAGAUGGUAAAACGGUGGAGAACAUCUUCCUCAACGACGAAGUGUACCUAAAUGUAACAGGAAAAGUUAAGGACCCUCAAUUGGAAUCCUCCGAUUUGCUACCAGGAAAAAUAGCAGCGAUUUUAGCAGGAGUUUUCGUCCUGGUUUCCAUCAUCGGUUACAUCGUUAUGCUGUCGUGGAGGAGGUAUUUAGAGAAUCGAUAUGGUAAUCGAGAGAUGCUCGUAGAAGAUGAUUAUUGCAAUAAAAGAAAUAGUUUUGAACAAUUUUCGAUGUCGAAACCCGCCGAUUCUCAUCCAAAAAUGCAACAAAUGACCCUAUUAAAAAUUAGAACGUCCUUAGAGGAUUAA